AUGCCGUCACCAGACGAAGCCGUGUCCGACGGCUACUUCAAUGACCUGAGCCAACAACUCCCCGACCAGCCCAACCAACAGCAACCACCCAAAUCAAAGCGAAGGGGCUAUGUAAAAGAGCUGGAAGCCCGCCUGGCCCAAGUCGAAACACUCCUCAACACUCAUGCCGGUGUCGAGAUGCCUCUGAAUGCCAUCGACCAGUCUGUAGUCACCGGAGACGAUCUGCCCGACUUUGGUGGUAUCGACCCCGACCAAGGACGUUUGAUGCAAGAGAUGCGUGUAGGCCAGUCUCCACCGGCAGCUGAUAACUCCAUCCCUGCCACACGUCAGCCCUCAAUGUCUGAGACGUAUGAUAGUCAGCAGCCCGUUUUCUGGGAGGGCGACCUCAAAUCACCGUCAUGGUUGACCAGUCUCUACUUUGAACGCGUUCACCCCUCUGCCCCCAUCUUGCACAGGCCUCGCUUCCUCAUCUCCAUGCAAAACACGUCGCCUUUCCUUCGACCACGUCUGUCUCUGCAGUAUGCCGUCUGGACCUUGGCUGCCAGCUCUCAUCCGAAGUAUGAAGACAUGGUCGACACCUUGUAUCGCCGUGCUCGUCAUUACCUAGAGCGCGACGAGAUGUCUGGUGUUGGCGAGAAGAUGAUCAAUCUGGCCACAGUUCAGGCUUGGCAAUGUAUAGCAGCUUACGAGUUCAAGAUGAUGUACUUUCCACGAGCUUGGCUCAGCACUGGAAGGACUUCCCGACUGGCCCUUAUGAUGGGUCUGCACCGCGUUGAUGGUCCCAAUAUUGACGUCAAGCAGUGCCUGCCUCCACCCAAAGACUGGAUAGAGAAGGAGGAGCGAAGACGCUUGUUCUGGAUGUCCUUUGCCGGCGAUCGAUAUGCAAGUAUCGGUACUGGCUGGCCCAUGAGCAUUGACGAGACCGACAUCUGUACAGACUUGCCAGCUUCGGAUGAGGCUUUUGAUGCUGGUACACCCGAGCCUUCUAUUUCCUUGAAAGAAGCCCUCACGCCUGGCGGUGCUGACUCCCUAUCCUCAUUUGGAUCCGUCGGUGUCAUUUCUGCUCUCUUUGGCCGCAACUUGUUGCAUCUACACCGAAAUACACCAGAUCAAAACGACGGCGACAUCAAUGGCAUAUUCUGGAAGCGCCAUCGACAAAUGGACGGCAUAAUUCUUUCCUUAUUGCUCGGUCUUCCUGAGUCAUUGCGGCUGCCACUCGCUGUCUCUGACCCCAAGGUUGUCUUCAUGAACAUGUGUAUUCACACUUCCGUGAUCUGCCUUCAUCAAGCUGCCAUCUUCAAGGUAGAGAAAUAUCAGCUGCCAUCCAAGCUCGCCACCGAAUCCAAGAUGCGCUGUUUGACUGCCGCUGCCGAAAUCUCAAGUUUGAUGAAAAUGUCCAGCCACCUCGACAUGGCUCAAGCUAAUCCGUUCAUGGCCUUCUCCUUAUACGUCGCCGCCAGAGUCUUUGUGCAAUACCUCAAGUCACGACCUCGUGAUGACACGGCUCGAGGCUCAUUGCACUUCCUCCUGUCCGCUCUCCAAGCCAUGAAGAAGACAAACCCGCUCGCAGAAUCCUUCAUCGCGCAACUAGACGUCGACCUCGAAGUAGCCGGCCUGGACGAGUUACGCAGCUUGCGCGUUCGUGCAGCUCGAGCAGCUCAAGCUCAAGCUGCAGAAACCAUGCAAUGUCCGUAUGAAGGACAAGAUGGACGCCGUCCCACGUUUGGCGAUAGCGGAUUAGCUCAGCACUCCAACCCAAAGACAAGCCGAGGAGGCAACCACCCCUCGGGCGGCAACUUCCCACCUGAAAUUGCAGAACUCAUGGCCCAACCACCUCAAGGCAACUUCAAAGGCAUUUUCCCCGUACGAAUGAAUAUUGCCUCCGAUACUUCGACCGCUCAUACCUCGCCUCAAACCCUAGGAUCCAGUGAUGCAGAUAUGGUGGACUUGGGCAACAGUGGAGUCAUGGGAGAGUUUGGCGAUAAUGGCGAAUUCUCGGUUGAGAACAAUCUUUUGCAGUAG
Molecule: messenger RNA, 2022 nt
Organism: Aureobasidium vineae
Lineage: Eukaryota; Fungi; Ascomycota; Dothideomycetes; Dothideales; Saccotheciaceae
Source: the annotation of a GenBank genome assembly